GGGCUGAUUCAUUUUAUCCAUCAUACCCAGAAUGCAAAGUGAGAUAGCCGACCCUCAAUAGCCUUGAACAGGUUUUCUUGUCAGCUUUAUCGUGUCCAGGAGGGAGACAUCCCUUGUUUGACCUAAACCAGCAUACAUAGCGAACGGCGACGUGAACGCCUCAUAACGAGGAAACCCAUGCAGCUCGGACAGACAUUCGACUUUUAGCCCGGAUUGGCGUGAACUCAUAGCGGCUGUCAUGGCAGCGUCGGAGCUAUACACAAAGUGUGCUCGGGUGUGGAUCCCUGACGUUGAGGAGGUGUGGAAGUCAGCUGAGCUGACCAAGGACUACAAAAAUGGCGACACAUCCCUGCAGCUCAUGUUGGAAGAUGGAACCAAUCUCGAGCACACGUUGGACCCCAAGACCAGGAACCUCCCCUACCUGCGAAACCCUGACAUCCUGGUGGGCGAGAAUGACCUCACGGCGCUCAGCUACCUCCACGAGCCGGCGGUGCUUCAUAACCUCAAAGUCCGCUUCAUCGACUCCAAGCUCAUUUACACUUAUUGCGGGAUUGUUCUGGUGGCCAUCAACCCAUACGAGACGCUGCCCAUCUACGGGACAGACAUCAUCAAUGCAUACAGUGGUCAGAACAUGGGAGACAUGGACCCGCACAUCUUUGCAGUGGCAGAGGAGGCUUACAAACAGAUGGCUAGGGAUGAGAGGAAUCAGUCCAUCAUUGUAAGUGGCGAGUCUGGGGCAGGAAAGACCGUUUCAGCCAAGUAUGCCAUGAGAUACUUUGCCACUGUUAGCGGCUCGGCCAGCGAGGCCAACAUUGAGGACAAAGUGUUGGCAUCUAACCCCAUCAUGGAGGCUAUCGGAAACGCCAAGACAACUCGGAACGAUAACAGCAGUCGUUUUGGGAAGUACAUAGAGAUCGGCUUUGACAACCGGUACCGAAUCAUUGGGGCAAACAUGAGGACAUAUCUGUUAGAAAAGUCCAGAGUAGUGUUCCAGGCGGACGAAGAGCGGAAUUAUCAUAUCUUUUAUCAGCUCUGCGCUUCAUCGCAUCUGCCCGAAUUCAAGAACCUCCAAUUGAGCAAUGCAAACAACUUCCUGUAUACCCGGCAGGGCCGCAGCCCCGUUAUCGAAGGGGUGGACGACAGCAAGGAGCUCGGCACCACCCGCAACGCCUUCUCCUUGCUUGGUAUUAACGAAUCUUAUCAGAUGGGACUGUUUCAAGUUCUAGCUGCUAUUCUUCAUCUGGGAAAUGUGGACAUCAAAGACAGAGAUUCGGAUAGCAGCCUCAUUCCCCCCAACAAUCAUCACUUGACGAAGUUCUGCGAGUUGGUUGGUGUCACCUACGAGGACAUGGCUCAGUGGCUGUGCCACAGGAAGUUGAAAACAGCAACAGAAACCUAUAUCAAGACCCUCCCCCGCCUGCAGGCUACGAACGCCCGUGACGCUCUAUCCAAACAUAUCUACGCCAAGCUCUUCAACUGGAUCGUGGAGCACGUCAACAAGGCGCUCAUCACCAAUAUGAAGCAGCACUCCUUCAUCGGCGUCCUCGACAUUUACGGGUUUGAGACGUUUGAAAUCAACAGCUUUGAGCAGUUCUGUAUCAACUACGCAAAUGAGAAACUCCAGCAGCAAUUCAACAUGCAUGUGUUCAAACUGGAGCAGGAAGAGUACAUGAAGGAGCAGAUUCCUUGGACUCUCAUCGACUUCUAUGACAAUCAGCCCUGCAUCAACCUCAUCGAAGCCAAGAUGGGCAUUCUGGACCUGCUGGAUGAAGAGUGCAGAAUGCCUAAAGGCUCCGACGAUUCAUGGGCUCAAAAGCUGUACAACACCCAUCUGAAGACGUGCUCCCUCUUCGAAAAGCCGCGCAUGUCCAACUGUGCCUUCAUCAUUCAACAUUUUGCCGAUAAGGUUGAAUAUCAAUGUGAAGGUUUUCUGGAGAAGAACAAAGACACAGUGAAUGAAGAACAGAUCAACGUUCUCAAGGCCAGCAAGUUUGAUCUUUUGGUGGAGCUAUUCCUUGAUGAAGGAAAAGCUACAAGUCCCACCGGUCAGCCGGCUGGGUCGGGAGGCAGGACCCGUCUCAGCCUCAAACCUGAAAAAAGCCGCGACAACAGCAGCAAGGAGCACAAGAAGACUGUCGGCUGCCAGUUCCGUAACUCUCUUCAAAUGCUCAUGGAGACAUUGAACGCCACCACUCCACAUUACGUCCGCUGUAUUAAACCCAAUGAUUUCAAGCAGGCCUUCUCGUUUGACCCGAAACGUGCGGUGCAGCAGCUAAGAGCCUGUGGGGUCCUAGAGACAAUCCGAAUCUCUGCGGCAGGUUUCCCAUCCAGAUGGACAUACCAGGAGUUCUUCAGCCGUUACAGAGUGCUGAUGAAGCAGAAGGAUGUUCUCUCUGACAAGAAGUUAACCUGCAGGAACGUUCUUGAAAAGCUGGUGGAGGACCAGGAUAAAUACCAAUUUGGUAAGACCAAGAUCUUCUUCAGGGCCGGUCAGGUAGCUUACCUAGAGAAGCUACGAGCCGACAAGCUACGUGCCGCCUGCAUCCGCAUCCAGAAAACUAUUCGCUGCUGGUUGGCGCGCAAGAAGUACAUGCGCAUGCGUGACGCGGCCAUCACCAUCCAGAGGUUUACCAGAGGAUACCAGGCUCGCUGCUUGGCGAAGUUCAUGCGACGCACUCAGGCAGCCACCGUCAUCCAGAAGUACCAGAAGAUGUAUGUAGCUAGGAAACGCUACAGGGAGAAGCAGAAGGCUGCCCUAGCCAUACAGACUAUCCUAAGAGCUUACAUGGCCCGCCAGAAGUACAAAGCGCUUCUCCGCGAGCACAUGGUGGUGAUCAUCCAGAAGCAUGCCCGCGGCUGGCUAGCUAGACGCUGGUACAAGCGUUGUCUGAGCUCCAUCGUCUACCUGCAGUGCUGCCUCCGCAGGAUGAGAGCUAGACGCGAGCUGAAGAAGCUGAAGAUAGAGGCCCGCUCGGUGGAGCACUUCAAGAAACUCAACAAGGGCAUGGAGAACAAGAUCAUGCAGCUCCAGAGGAAGAUCGACGAGCAGACCAAAGAGAACAAGUCAGUAAACGAGAGACUAACAGGCUUGGAGAACACCUACACGACGGAGAGCGAGCGGCUACGUGGAGAGUUGGGUCGCCUUCGUGGUGUGGAAGAGGAGGCCAGGAGCAAAGGCAACCAGGUCAACUGUCUCCUGGAGGAGCUGGAGAAGCUGAGGAAGGAGCUUUGCACUACGCAGCAGGAGAAGAAGACCAUCGAGGACUGGGCGCAAACAUACAAGGGAGAAAUGGAGAAAAUGGUAUCGGAACUGAAAGAUCAGAAUGGCUUGCUGAAGAAAGAGAAAGACGACUUGAACAGGUUGAUUCAGGAACAGAGUCAGCAGAUGACAGAGAAAAUGGCACGUACGAUUGCAGCGGAGACUCAGCAAUUGGAGACGGAUCUGAACGAGGAGCGCUCUCGCUACCAGAAUCUCCUGACAGAACACCUUCGCCUAGAGGAGAAAUACGACGACCUCAAAGAGCAUAUUUCCAAGCCUGGCCACAGGAGAACGGAUUCCACCCACAGCAGCAACGAAUCCGAGUACACGUACAACUCCGAGUUCGCCGAAUCGGAAGAAGGUUCCCGUGCCGCAGAAGAUUUGACGCGAGGAAUGGAUACCUCACUCACGCUCAAGCUCCAGAAGCGACUCACAGAGCUGGAGCAAGAAAAGCAGUCGCUGCGCAAUGAGCUAGAAAACAAGGAGGAGCAGUUUCAGAGGACUCGAGCCAGGGAUGAAUCAGAGUUCAAAAAGGCACGUGGGGCAGAGUUGGAGUACGAGUCCCUCAAGCGUCAAGAACUGGAGUCUGAGAACAAGAAGCUGAAACACGACCUGGCCGAGAUGAGGAAAAGCCUUUUGGGUGGCGCAGCUGCGAGUUCAGGUGCACCCGGCUCUCCAGCCUACAAGGUGCUCUUGGAUCAGCUCAACUCCUCCUGCGAGGAGCUGGAGGUGCGCAAGGAGGAGGUGCUUAUCCUGCGCUCACAGCUGGUCAGCCAGAAGGAAGCCAUGCAGCACAAGGAUGAGAAGGAGACCAUGACAGAAGUUGCCGUCCACGUGGAGGAUAUUUCCAAAUUGAAGGAUGCCGAUGAACUCAAACAAGCCUACAUCGGUCUCAAAGACACCAACAGAUCGGCGGCUCCAGACUUCCAAAAACUGAAUGAGGACGGAGAGCUGUGGCUGGUUAAUCAGGGCUUAAAGGAGACUAUCAGGCUGCUGGAGCACCAGCUGCAGACUCAGCGGAGGAGUUACGACAGCGAGGUGGAGUCGCUGCGUGGCGAACUACAGAACGUCAAGGAGGAAAACAACCGGCAGCAACAGCUCCUGGCACAGAACCUCCAACUUCCCCCGGAAGCCCGCAUCGAAGCCAGUCUGCAGCAUGAAAUCACCCGACUCACCAACGAGAACCUGGAGCUGGUAGCCAACGACCCCACAGCGUCCCGAGAGGCUCGAGUCAUCAUUUUACGGCGGAUGGUUGAUCUCAUGGAGCAGCUGGAGAAGCAGGACCGAACAAUCCGCAAGCUCAAGAAGCAGCUUAAGGUUUACUCCAAGAGGAUCGGAGAGAUGGGAGCUGGUCAAGCAGAAGGACAGACAUCACCGGGGCAGAUGGUGGAUGAGCCAGUCCAUCCGGUCAACAUUCCUCGCAGGGAGAAGGACUUCCAGGGAAUGCUGGAGUACAAGAAGGAGGACGAACUGAAACUGGUCAAGAACUUGAUCCUGGAGCUCAAGCCUCGCGGCGUUGCCGUCAACCUGAUCCCGGGUCUGCCCGCUUACAUCCUCUUCAUGUGUCUGAGGCAUGCAGACUACGUCAAUGACGAAAAGAAGGUCCGCACGCUGCUCACGUCCACCAUCAACAGCAUCAAGAAGAUCUUGAAGAAAAGAGGAGAUGACUUUGAGACCAUCUCCUUCUGGUUGGCCAACACCUGCCGCUUCCUGCACUGUCUGAAGCAGUACAGCGGGGAUGAGGACUUCAUGAAGCACAACACUUCCCGGCAGAACGAGCACUGUCUGUCCAACUUCGACCUGACAGAGUACAGAUCGGUGAUCAGCGACCUGGCCAUCCAAAUCUACCAGCAACUCAUCAAAUGCAUGGAGAACACCCUUCAGCCCAUGAUAGUCUCCGGAAUGCUGGAGCACGAAACCAUCCAGGGCGUGUCCAGCGUGAAGCCGACGGGCCUGCGCAAGCGGACGUCCAGCAUCGCCGACGAAGGCACCUACACGCUGGACUCUAUCCUGCGCCAGCUCAACGCUUUCCACUCCACCAUGUGCCAGCACGGCACCGACCCCGAGCUCAUCAAGCAGGUGGUCAAGCAGCAGUUCUAUGUCAUCGGAGCCGUCACCCUCAACAACCUGCUACUCCGGAAAGACAUGUGCUCCUGGAGCAAAGGCAUGCAAAUCAGGUACAACGUGAGCCAGCUGGAGGAGUGGCUGCGUGACAAAAGUCUGAUGAACUGUGGGGCCAAAGAAACUCUGGAGCCUCUCAUCCAGGCCGCUCAGCUGCUGCAGGUCAAGAAGAAGACUGACGAGGAUGCUGAAGCCAUUUGCUCCAUGUGCCUGGCUCUCACCACAGCACAGAUCGUGAAGGUCCUGAACCUCUACACUCCAGUCAACGAGUUUGAAGAGAGGGUGUCUGUCGCAUUCAUCCAAACUAUACAGACACGUUUGCGGGACCGCUGCGAGACUCCACACCUUCUGAUGGACACCAAAAUUAUCUACCCCGUCACCUUCCCAUUCAACCCGUCUUCCCUCGGUUUGGAGACCAUUCAGAUCCCGAGCUCGCUCAACCUGGCCUUCCUCACCCGCGUCUAAGCCAGGAAUGGGAUAUUCGCCAUCUAAUGUCUCUCAACACACAUAUACACACACAUAUCGUGAGCGUCACGAAGCACAAACGUGCAUGCUCCACUUGCUGUUUUAUUCACGUCUAUUAGAUCAUUUCCCUGCAUAUUUUGCAUUUGGAAGAAUGAAAUAUAAAAUACGCGAGUAUGUUUCAAUGCAAUUGACGGCGAUAGAUGUCUAAUACGCUUUGACCGGGAGGGGGUUUUGCGCCCAUUGGACGUCUAUUGCUGUCAAUGGCAGCAAGCGAGUUAAUAGUUGAACAGAGAUCUGUUAUUGGUCAUCUUAGUCAGUCGAGCCAAGACGGCGGGCCUCACGUCGUCUCUGCCGUGUUAUUUAUGCACAUUUAGAUGAAUAUAUAUAUAAAUAUGAACAAUAUACUGUGUGUAUUUAUUGCAUUCUCCUGCCGCUUUGCCACAAGGCGUUUAGUUUAGUUCCGCGCUAGGACCGUCGAGUCACCAUCCUGCUCACUGGAGUAAGUGUAUGUAGCACAGGUUGCGACGCUAUCGCUCUAUUAUUUAUUAUUAAUCUGUAUUUUUCUUAUCAUUGAGCAGCAUUGUGAGGUUGUUUUUCAGUGCCUCAGCUUCACGUCAUCUCUGCCUUUCGAAAUGUACAUCAUUUUUAUGACCAAAAACAGCUGAAGAUGUCGGGCUUUUACGUUUUGUGUGUUUGGCAGGACCUACGUUGAUCGAUAUGCUUUGAGGGGAUUCUAGGCUGCAAAAAAGGCAGAUAUUUUUUUGUGAUUUAUGUUGUCUAAAAGGUACCAUUGCCGUUCAGUGUUAACCUCCUCCUUUCACUUGAACCUUAUUUAGUCGCGAGACAUUACAGAUGAUAUUUUUUUUUUUGCCCUUUUUGCAGCUUAACUCUUGUCUUUUUUUGCACUUUCCGAACAAGUAGUACAGUUCCAGUUUAUGAUUAUCAGUCAGCCGAUUAAUAGUCUAGCUCCGCCCUCAGGGUACGAUGGAUCUGUUUUUUUCUUUCCCUUAGCACUUUUAUCAGCUUUCUCUGCUAGGUGUUAUGUAACGGCGUAAUUUUCACGUAUUCAAGCGAACAAAAACACUAACAGUGAUUAAGAAAUAAUACUGUUGUCAAGCUUUGUAAAGGUAUUAGAGGGCGCGAAAACCAGCCUGAAUCCAAAUGUAGUACUCAGUUGAGGGGAGAAUGGAAGGGCUAGGUAUUAGGGCCACACUGGGGGGAGUAAAAUAACAUGGGGAAAGUUGUGAAGACAUGAUGGAACAGAAGUGAAAUUCAGAGAAAAAAAUGCACAGAACAUCAGGCAGCAGAUUGUGUAGCUGAAUGUAAGAAGAACAUCCAAAAGUUAAAACAAAAAGUCAUUAAAAAUAUAUAUUGCAUGAAUAAACAGUGUAAAUGUUAGUGUUGCAUCAAUACAAUUUUUUGGGCUCGGGAUUUCGAUUACAGCGGGGCUGAUGCCGAUACCGUACCGAUAUCAUGUUUAAAAAAAUAUUAUUUACAUACAGUCAUGGAAAAAAAUUAUUGGCAACCCUGGAAUUUUUCCAGAAAAUACAGCAUUUCUCACAGAAAUGAAUGCAAUUACAAAUGUUUUCAGUAUGUUUCUUGGAUGUGCAUUGGAAAAACACAAAAAAAGCUAAGGAAAAAAGCCAAGAUCGAUGCAAUUUUAGACAAAACUCAAAAAAUAGUUUGGACAAAAUUGUUGGCACCCUUACCUCAAUAUUAGGUUGCAUGUCCUUUGGAAGAAAUAACAGAAAACAAUCGCCUUCUAUAACCAUCAACAAGUUUUGUGCAGUUCUAAGAUGGAAUUUUGGACCACUCUUCUUUUGCAGACUGUACCAGGUCUCUCAGAUUUGAAUGGAUGCCUUCUUGCAACAGCAGUUUUUAGAUCUAUUGAUUGGUGUUCAAUGAGAUUUGGAGCCAGACUCAUCGAUGGCCACCUCAGAAUUCUCCAUUUCUUUGCCUCCAGCCAUUUCUUGGUGCUAUUUGAGGUAUAUUUUGGGUCAUUGUCCUGUUGGAACACCCAUAACGUCUGACGCGGACCCAGUUUUCUGACACUACACCUUACAUUGCGGCACAAAACAUUUUGAUAGUCUCCGGACUCCCAGAAUGAGGCUUACAAAGACAAGAACACAGUGCCUAUAGUCUAACAUGGUGGAGGUCCAAUGAUUUUUUUGGGGGUUGCUUUGCUGCCUCAGGCACUGGGUGCCUUGACAGUGUGCAAGGAGUAAUAAAAUCUGGAGACUAUCAAGAUGUUUUUGGGCUGCACUGUAGGAUGUAGUGUCAGAUAACUGGGUCUGCGUCAGAGGUCAUGGGUGUUC
Corythoichthys intestinalis (scribbled pipefish) is the source of this 8160-nucleotide messenger RNA. It is a transcript of the gene myo5aa, whose product is annotated as myosin VAa. Gene Ontology annotation, cellular component: cytoplasm; myosin complex; actin cytoskeleton. Gene Ontology annotation, biological process: actin filament organization; vesicle transport along actin filament. The coding region runs from base 239 to 5845 and encodes 1868 amino acids. Gene Ontology annotation, molecular function: ATP binding; microfilament motor activity; actin filament binding. The transcript has 42 exons. The record is from RefSeq and is a predicted model, not a curated record. Lineage: Eukaryota; Metazoa; Chordata; Actinopteri; Syngnathiformes; Syngnathidae.